ACUUCUCAUUCUUUUGAGUUAUUCCUUUAAGCUCUGUACGCCCAAAACACUCAAACACAUGGGUUACUCUGAUACAUUCCAACAACAGUCUGAUGACUUUGAUUCCACCUUCAAGUGGGGACUUGCAGCAUCCAUUAUUUUGAGUAUAAUUUCAACUAUAGCAUUUAUAGCUAUAGUCUUUGCCAUCAUUGACUGCUUGAAGAAAGCAACGAGUGUAAUUCCAGAUUAUGCCCGGCUAGCUACCACUGAGAAAUCUGCCAAGCAAGAAUCUCUAGGUAACCAAGUGGCCAUAACAAUAACAGAGCAAGAAUUCCCUGUGAUUCCUGACACACAAGUUCAAUUUGCCACAAUGGAGAGAUUCCUUAGCAACAUUGCCAAAGAGAAGCCCAUUAGGUUUUCACCAAAGCAGAUUGAAGAAUUCACCAAUAAUUGUUCUACAAUACUGGGUUCAGGGGCUUAUGGAGUAGUCUUUAAAGGAGAAUUCCCAAAUGAAGUGCCUGUAGCUGUCAAAGUCCUCACCAACCAUUCCAGUAAUAAGAAAAUGGAAGAACAGUUCAUGGCAGAAGUAGGCACCAUAGGAAGAACAUAUCAUGCCAAUCUGGUUAGACUCUAUGGCUUUUGCUUUGAUCCUUCUAUGAUGGCUCUUGUUUAUGAGUACAUGGAGAAUGGAUCUCUCAACAAAUUGUUGUUUGACGAAAUGCGAGGAAUUGAGUGGCAGAAGCUGCAUGAGAUUGCGAUUGGAACUGCAAAAGCUAUAGCCUAUUUGCAUGAGGACUGCGAUCAAAGGAUUAUUCACUACGAUAUAAAACCUGAAAACAUACUUCUUGAUCAGUUUUUGAAUCCCAAGGUUGCAGAUUUUGGAUUAGCAAAGUUAUGCAAUAGAGAGAGUAGUAAGGUAGCAUUAAGUGGAGGUAGAGGAACGCUCGGAUACUCUGCCCCAGAGGUGUGGCAUCGAAAUCAUCCAGUAACACACAAGUGCGAUGUUUACAGUUAUGGAAUUAUGCUAUUUGAAAUCGUUGGAAGGAGAAGACACUUUGAUGCUAAUCUCAGUGAGUCUCGUCAAUGGCUUCCAAGAUGGACUUGGGAUAUGUACAAGAAUAAUGAACUAGAAUUGAUGUUGUCUCUUUGUGGGAUUGAACAGAAGCAUAAAGAGAAAGCAAAGAGGAUGGCUAUUGUGGCUCUGCAAUGCGUUCAACAUUCACCUGAUGCAAGACCUGCAAUGAGCGAUGUGGUGAAGAUGCUGGAGGGAAGCAUAGAAAUAUUGCAGCAACCUUCAAAUCCAUUUGAGUAUUUGGAAUCAUUUGGACCAAAUAUUGGAUUGCUCUUUGGAAAUGAUGAAGACUCCAGCUCUGUUUCAAGAAGGCAUAUUUCUGAGCCGCCUUAUCUCGUACCUAGACGAGGAAUGGAAAUUGAGUUAGCCAGUUGUUAAUUUUUUUUUUGGGUGUAAAUAAUAAAGUUACAAAUUUAAAACUCA
Hevea brasiliensis (rubber tree) is the source of this 1474-nucleotide messenger RNA. RefSeq names its product rust resistance kinase Lr10-like. The coding region runs from base 59 to 1429 and encodes 456 amino acids. The record is from RefSeq and is a predicted model, not a curated record. Gene Ontology annotation, biological process: protein phosphorylation. Lineage: Eukaryota; Viridiplantae; Streptophyta; Magnoliopsida; Malpighiales; Euphorbiaceae. Gene Ontology annotation, molecular function: protein kinase activity; ATP binding. The transcript is spliced from 2 exons.